This is a messenger RNA of Colossoma macropomum (tambaqui), 1855 nucleotides long. RefSeq lists its product as uncharacterized. The transcript has 8 exons. Bases 64 to 1854 code for a protein of 596 amino acids. The record is from RefSeq and is a predicted model, not a curated record. Lineage: Eukaryota; Metazoa; Chordata; Actinopteri; Characiformes; Serrasalmidae. Gene Ontology annotation, cellular component: external side of plasma membrane. Gene Ontology annotation, biological process: immune response.
CAGUUCUGCUUUCUCUUUCUCAGUUGAAGUCUGCAUUAAGAUACACAGCGCAGGAACCAAAUCAUGACGUCUCUCCUUUUUCUUGCACUUACCAUUAAUCUGGCAUCAGCAGCCUCCCAUUCUCUUCACUACAUCUACACUGCAGUAACUCCAGGAAUGCAAUUCCCAGAGUUCACCACAGUGGGUGUGGUAGACAGGGAACAGUGUGAUUACUAUGACAGCAACAUCAGGAGAGUGAUCCCAAAGGCUGAGUGGAUGAAGAAGAUAGACGCUGAUGAUCCGGAGUACUGGAACAGAAACACUCAGACUCUGCUGAGUGAUCAGGGGACCUUCAAAGCUAACCUGGAUACUCUAAUGCAGCGCUUCAACCACACUGACGGUUUUCACACAUUCCAGUGGAUGUACGGCUGUGAACUGGAUGAUGAUGGAACCAAGAGAGGAUACAUGCAGUUCGGUUAUGAUGGAGAAGACUUCAUCAGUCUGGAUCUGAACACUCUCACCUGGACUGCAGCCAACGCUAAAGCUGUUAUUACCAAACACAAGUGGGAGAGUGUAAACUGGGCUGCUCAGGUGAAGAACUACCUGGAGAACACCUGCACUGAGUGGUUACAGAAGUAUGUGGGUUAUGGCAGAUCCACUCUGGAGAGGAAAGUCUCUCCUGAGGUGUCUCUGUUCCAGAAGGACUCUUCUGCUCCAGUGGUGUGUCAUGCUACAGGUUUCUUCCCCAAAGCAGUGAUGAUCUACUGGCAGAAGAAUGGAGAGGAUCUGCAUGAGGACGUGGAGCUCUUUGAGACGCUACCCAACCAGGAUGGAACCUUCCAGAAGAGGAUCAUUCUGACUGUCUCACCUGAGGAGCUGAACAGACACAACUACAUCUGCAUCAUUGAGCACAGCAGCCUGGAGAAGGAGAUGGUGCUACAGGUGGCUGAUCAAAGAGUCCAGUCAGCCACCUCAACAGGCUUUUUUCAUUUUAUUGCACUUGACCCUUCUGGACCCAGCAAAUCAGGACCAACCAAGUCAGCACUCCAAUCUGCCUCCCAUUCUCUUCACUACAUCUACACUGCAGUAACUCCAGGAAUGCAAUUCCCAGAGUUCACCACAGUGGGUGUGGUAGACAGGGAACAGUGUGAUUACUAUGACAGCAACAUCAGAAGAGUGAUCCCAAAGGCUGAGUGGAUGAAGAAGAUAGACGCUGAUGAUCCGGAGUACUGGAACAGAAACACUCAGACUCUGCUGAGUGAUCAGGGGACCUUCAAAGCUAACCUGGAUACUCUAAUGCAGCGCUUCAACCACACUGACGGUUUUCACACAUUCCAGUGGAUGUACGGCUGUGAACUGGAUGAUGAUGGAACCAAGAGAGGAUACAUGCAGUUCGGUUAUGAUGGAGAAGACUACAUCAGUCUGGAUCUGAACACUCUCACCUGGACUGCAGCCAACGCUAAAGCUGUUAUUACCAAACACAAGUGGGACAGAGAAGCCUGGGCUGCUCAGGUGAAGAACUACCUGGAGAACACCUGCACUGAGUGGUUACAGAAGUAUGUGGGUUACGGCAGAUCCACUCUGGAGAGGAAAGUCUCUCCUGAGGCGUCUCUGUUCCAGAAGGACUCCUCUGCUCCAGUGGUGUGUCAUGCUACAGGUUUCUUCCCCAAAGCAGUGAUGAUCUCCUGGCAGAAGAAUGGAGAGGAUCUGCAUGAGGACGUGGAGCUCUUUGAGACGCUACCCAACCAGGAUGGAACCUUCCAGAAGAGAAGCGCUCUGACUGUCUCACCUGAGGAGCUGAAAAAGAACGAGUACACCUGUGUCAUUCUGCACAGCAGCCUGGAGAAGGAGAUGGUGCUACAGGUGGCUUAUUGAA